UGUGUCUGAUAGAGGAGCAUCGCGCCCAAAUCAGGUUAUAACCAUGAGCUGGGCGGUGGAGGAGUGGAAGGAUGGACUUCCAGGGAAAGCCCUGCAGAAGAUCCAGGAGAUGGAAGUCCAGCUGGAUAAACUGAAGAAGGAAAGGACCCAGAAACAGUUUCAGCUGGAUUCCUUAGAGGCUGCACUGCAGAAGCAGAAACAAAAGAUGGACAGUGAACGUACAGAGACCUCUGCUUUGAAAAGAGAAAACCAGUCUUUGGUAGAGUCCUGUGACUCUCUGGAGAAAGCCCGUCAGAAGGCCGCCCAUGACCUGGGAGUCAAAGAGCAGCAGGUGAGCUACCUGGAGGGUCAGCUUAACUCCUGCAGGAAGACCAUAGAACGACUGGAGCAGGAGCUCAAGAAGUACAAAAAUGAAUUGGAUCGUUCUCAAUCUGCUGGCUCUUCCUCCUUGUCAUCCUCCUCCUCUGAGCUUCAGCCUUACACUACUCCACAGAAAAGCUUCUCUACCCCAGCUCCAGUCCCAGCCUAUAGACAGCAGGAUAAUAGACUAGAGGAUCUACAGGAGAAAUACAGCCAGGAGGUAGAAGAAAGAAAAAGGCUUGAGACUGAACUCAAAGUCUUGCAGGUCAAACUGCUGAAUCAGUCAUCAGCCAGUGUAAGUCACAAGGACAUUGCUGCCCGCCAAGCUGGAUCUUCUAUAUUCCCAUGGCAACAGCAAGAUCAGGCCCACAGUCGCCUGUCUCAAGAUCCAAUGGAAACGCCUCUGAAGAGGCGAGGGGCAUCCUUGUGGGAUGCCCACGAGGAGACACCUAUCAAACCCAGCCAGAGAAUGAGCUCUUCCAGAGCAUUGCAGAGUCCCAGUGGAUCCUCCCAACAGAUGGAGCAGCUGAAGACUCUCAACCAAGAGCUGCGUGGCCGUGUGUCAGAGCUAGAGAGGAAUCUAUCCAAUCAGGAGAAAGAAAUUCGUAGCCAGGCCUCUAAGCUACAGGAACUGCAAACCCAGCUGAACCAGGCCCGCAAAGACCUGACUGAGCGGGACAGAGACCUGGCCAAGACUAGCCAUGAGCUGAGUCAGGCCACAGACAGACACCAGCAGGCUGAGGCUAAGUGUUCCUCAGUUGAGCAGAAGCUGAAACAAGUCACAGAGGAGAUGAGCUGUCAGAGGCACAACGCUGAAAGCUGCAGACGAGCCAUGGAACAGAAACUCAAGGACCAGGAGAGAGACAGCCAGAAGGAGCUAGCCCAGCUGCAGAGUUCCCAUAAAGCUUUGGAUCAGCAGCUGGACCAGACCAGAACCAAGCUAACACAAGAGGUCCAACAGUCCAAAAAAGACUACAAUGUGCUGCAGGCUGACAUGGAAAAGAUACGCCUCCAGAAGAGUCAGAUGGAGAAGGAGGUGGAGGAGCAGAAACAGAAACUUCUGAGGUCAGAGCAGAGCCUCCAGGCCAGCCAGACCAAAGAGCAGGACGUCCGCAAGAAAAUGGAGGAGCUGCAGAAAGAAAAGAACAGUUUGACUGUCCAACUGGACCAAAGCAGCAGGCGUCUGUCUCAGCUGGAGGAAGAGAAGAAGAGUGCAGACCAGAGCCUCAAACGCACCCAGGGACAACUAGAUGACCUCAAAGCAAAAUCAGAGGGACAGGUGGAUGAGCUGAAGAGACUUCAGUCAAAACUGGAGCAGCAGACUCAGGCUUCGGCACGAGAGCUGGAAAACUUGAGGAAGACACUUUCUGAUGCAGAAAUCAAAAAUGACAGAUCUCAGAAUGAACUGCAGAAAGAGAAGCAGGAGACAGAGCGUCUGACCAACAGGUUGACAGUCCUGGAGAAGGAGAGCCAAGAGCUGAAAUGCAAUCUCACUGAGAGUCAGAAUGAGUGUAAGGAACUGAAACAAGAACAUCAAGCUCUGCUGGAGUGGAAGAAAGAGAAGGAGACCUUGAUUAAUGAAACUGAAGCUGUGCAAAAGGAGUUUACAAACAAAAUUAGCAACUUGGAGAACAGUCUCAGCUCCCUGAAUGAGGCUAACGAUGAACUUAAGAAGCAGCUCAUGAGUACAGAGGCAGAUAAAGCCAGCCUGUCUGCACACAUUGAUUCCUUGAAAGGAGAACUUCUCAAUAAGAGCACAGAGUUAGAGGAGAGGGAGCAUCAGUACGACGAGCUCCAGUCUCAACUCUCUGAGGCUGGACAGAAGCACGCCAAAGACCUGGAGAAUGUCGGUGUGCAAGUGGCGCAGCUCCAAGCUCAGGUCAAAGAUCUGGAGUUGCAGUUGCAAAAGGAAAUAACUCGAGCAGAGCAAGCUGAGAGGACAAACACAGAGCUGCAGGACGAGCACCAGGCAGCCUGUGACCUGGUCCGCUCCAAAGACCAGCUGGUAGAACUGGGCCAGGCUGAGAUCAACCAGCUGAGAGAGAGCCUCGCACAGUCCACUGCACAGCAGGAGGAGCAAAAUGCCAGGUUGGCAGAGGAGAAGGCAGCCCUGCUGAAGCAGUGUGAGGAGAGUGUUUCAGCCAAGGCUGAAGAGACAGAACAGAUCAAGCUGCAGUUGGAGGAGGCUCAGCAAGAGCUGCUGCUCACCAAAAACAAGGUCAGUUCCAUGGAGCAGUUCCUGAAGGUCCAGGAGCAACUAGCUGCUGAGUUGCAGAAGCAAAUUAAGAUAUUGUCUGACAAUCAGGAGGAACAGAAAAAGAUGUACGAGGAAAGAUCAGAAGAGCUCAAAAUGUUAGGAGAGGAGCUGAAGGAUCAGCAGGGCCAGACAGAAGGGAAGGAGAAGCAGCUCAGAGAGGCUGAAGCUCAGAUUUUGUCUGUGGAGAAACAAAAGGCUGAGCUGGAAAAUGCAGUACAAGAGAUGAAGAAAGAAGCAGAGAUCCUCCAGCAUGCUCAGACUGAGAAAAUCAACCAUCUUCUGGAGCAGAUAUCUUCCUUAGAAGAAAUGGUAACUGGGAACAAAGAUGCAGCAGAAAAGCUUCCAGUCCUGAAGAGUGAACUGGAUGUGGUCAACCAAUCCCACGCUGACCUUAAAAAGUCUCUAGAAGCUCUUGAGAAGACUCACUCCUCCACUAUUGAAAUUAAGUCCAACCUGGAGAACACCCUGGCUGAGAAAAGGAACCUGGUUUCUGCUUUGGAGAAAGAGCUCAAAGAGCUCACAGAGAAGAUGAUUAAACAGUCAGAGAGUCACGCUUUAGAGAGUGAAAAUUUCCUAAACACAGAGAAGAGCCUUAAAGAGCAGCUCGAAGCCGCUAAGAAAUCAGUAACUGCUGCCAAAGGAGAAUUGAGUUCUCGUCGAGAGGAGAUCAAGACCAUGAAGGUGACUUUGUCUGCUGCUUCACGCGGCUUGGAAGAGAGAGACAACACCAUCAAGAGUCUGAAGGAGAAGCUGAAUAAAGCAGAGGCAGAGCAGGUCAAAUCCUCUGAACUCCUGAAGGAGAAGGUGGACUCCAUGAACAAAAUCAAGGUGCAGCUGGAGAUGCUGCAAAUGGACCUGGAAGACAACGAGACAGCCAUGAACUCUUUUGACAGUCAAGCGGAGGAGCUGAAGGGAACUAUAGAGUCCCUGGAGGCCCAGCUCGCUCAGAACCAGACCCAGAUGUCCGACAUGGAGGCCAGGCUCGAGGACAGCAAAGCCCAGGUUUCUGUCUUGGAAUCGCGCUUAGAGGAAGUGCAAGCCCAGAACUCUGUGCUGGAGACGCAGUAUGUCACAGCUAAAGAGGAGUUAUUCGAGAGGAGCUGUGAAAUAACUCGUCUGGAAGAGGACGCUGUCAAACGAAACCAGCUGGAGGAGAGCGUUGCUGCAUUAGAGUCUAAACUUAGUCAGAUCACAGAGGAAAACAUCAAGUUAGAGACAACUCUCAGGCAGAUAACUGAAGACAAAGACAAUAAUCACAAGCAGUUUCUCCAGGAGAAAAACAACCUUGAGACCACUCUGAAACAGUUAACAGACGACAAAGAGCAAGUAGAAAAUGAAAUCAUUCAAGUAAAUGCAGAGAAGAAACAACUGGAAGCUAAUUUAGACGAGCUAUCUGAGGAGAACAGACAACUACAGACCAAUGCUAAGCAGGUAACUGAAGAAAAGCAGCAAACAGAGGGAAAGAUUGAGCAAAUGACUGCUGAGAAACUCAAAGCUGAAUCAGCCCUUAGUCAAGUCACUGAGGAGAAAGUCCAGCUACACGUUACCCUCAACCUGAUAAACGAAGAGAAAAUUCAACUUGAGGCUAAACUUAGCGAACUAGCCUCUGAGAAAAAUGAUUUGCUUUCUAGCUUGAAUCAGGUAGUUGAAGAAAAGUGCCAGCUGGAAAUGAAUUAUAAUCAAUUUAUUGAAGAGAAGCUGCAGUUACAAGAAAGCAUUGAAAGGCAUGAGACUGAGGUGGCUUCACUUAAAGAGGAGAAUGAGUGCAUCCAGCACUCACUCCAGGCCUCAGAGCAGGAGCUGAAGGAGCAGCUCCAGAUGAUGGACAAGAGGACUGAGGAGGAGAGCAGAGAGAGGAGCCACCAGUUUGAAGCAGAGCAGGCUAAACUUCACCAGAAGCUGGCGGGUUUACAGAAUGAGCUGACUGUGUUCAAGCAGCAGUACGAAUCACUGCUGGAGCAGGUGGGCCAGCAACACAGCCUCAUACAGCAGCUCUCAGAAUCACAGGGGACCCACACACCAGGAGAAGAAAUGUGCCACAUGGAGUCUGAGGAGACAGAACGUGGUGUUUCCCCUUCAGAAGCUGCAGAACAGACUGAUGUGGAGCCAACACUUGAUUCCUGUACAAAUACAGAGUCCCUUCCAGAAAAGGAACAGCUGAGCUCUGUGGUGUCUGAACUGGGAGAACUUUCCCACCAAUCUGAUGAGGCGUUCUGUGAGACAAAGUUGGUCUUCAAGGAGGACAUUGUUGAGGACAUCGUCCAGAAACAGCUGGAGGAGGAGGAGAGGCAGGCAUGUGUUGCUCAUGUUGAGGAAAUGAAGAGCAACGAGGGGGAGGAACUACAGCACCAAGAGCAACCUGUAGAUCAGGUUCCUGGCGAUGGCAGUGGCCCCAGAGAUGCUCCUGAAAAUGAAGCCUCGCAACCCAUGUCCUCUCUGCAUGAGACCAAAGAAUUAAAAUCCUGUGACUCAUCCCAGGGACAAGAUGACCUCAACCAAUACAAGGAAAUGAUCACAAAACAAGAAAAGGAACUCCAGACCCUACGCUCAGAGUUUGACCUGCUGAGCUCUGAACUGGCACUGAGAAAUGAACUGAGCUCUGAACUGGAAGUCCAAGUUCAAAACUUGGAAAAGAAAGUUCAUGCAGCAGAGGAGGAGGCACAUGGUGCAGCACAUAAGCUGAGCGUUUCUCUAGAGGAGAAGAAAGACCUCUCUCACCGGGUGGCGCAGCUGUCAGAAGAGAGGGAAAUGUUAACGCUACAGCUACAAACUGCUAAAUGCCAGCUGACUGAUGUUAUGGAGAUGCUGGAAGGACUGGAGAUGGCCAAAGGUGGAUGGGAUGAGAAGUUCCUUCAGCAGGAGAGUGAGCUGAAGAGGGUUCGCUCUGAGAAAGCUAACCUGGAGCAGCACAUUCUGGGCAUGGAGUCUGAGCUGGAGACCCUGCAGGAGGAGAGGACCAGACUAAAGGGUGAGAUGGAGAUCCAGAGGAGGACUUGUUCAGGCAUGGAGCAGCAGAUAGAAACACUCAUGACAGAGACGAGCCAGCUGAGAUCUGAGCUUGUUUCCUGCACUGAGGAGAGAGAUGAGCUGAACCAGUCUUUGGGGCAAUGGAGAGAGAAGGUUCACAGUCUGGAGAAGACAAACUGCGACACCAGAAACCUAAUUUCCAUCCUGGAGGACGACAUCAGAGCAGGGAGGAAGGAGUAUGAAGCCCUGCAAGGCCACAUGGAGAAACUGAAAACAGAGAGACAACAGCUGUUGGAGCAGAUUAAGGUGCAGGAGCAGGCAAUCUCUCAGCAGAGUGGCGAGAGAGAUGAGCUCAUUGGUCAUCUUAACCAGAUCAAAGAAGACCACACCUCUUCCAAUCAAAAUACUGAGUCUAUGGUCAGCAAAAUACAGGCUUUAGAGGGAGAAGUGAGUCGUCUGUCACAGUCUCUCGAGUCCUCCCUACUGGAAAAAGGAGAGAUUGCAUCUCGGCUGAACUCCACACAAGACGAGGUCCAGCAGAUGAGGACUGGUAUUGAAAAGCUUCAGGUCCGCAUUGAGUCAGAUGAGAGAAAGAAAAGGAAGAUGGGAGAGCUGCUCAAAGCUGCCCAGAGAAAGUCAGACUCACUGCAAGACCGCAUUGAUGCCCUGGAGCGAGAGAAGGAAGAUGUGGAGCGAAGUCUAGAGGAAGCUGUUCUAGAGGCUGAGACAGCCAGAGCUGAGCUGGAGGAGGAAAGGAUAAAGGUGGAGGAGGAGAAGAGGAAGCUCAGUGAGAAACUAUCAGAGCUCUCUGCCACACUGGAAAGCCUGAGAUCUGAGAAAGAACGAAUGGAGCGAGAGCUGGACACCAAAAACAGAGAGAUAGAGGAACUGAAGGCCGCUAAGGAGGAGCUGGAGAGUGGACUGGAGAAGGCAGAGGUAGAGAGGAGAGAGGAAGAGGAGAGACAGAAAUACAGGGUAGAAGAGCUCGAGAAAGGGAUGAGAGAGGAAGCAGAGAGACAAAUUAGACAAGUAGAUGACCUCCAGGCACAACUGGUGGCCUCUCGGCAGAGGGAGGUCUCACUUGAACAAAAGAGUGCAGAAACGGAAGGGGAGAAAGAUAGGGUGCAGUCUCUGCUGGUAGAGCUGGAGAAAGAGAAGCAGUGUCUGCAGAGUUCUCUGGAGCAGUGGCAAACAGAAGGGGAGAGGCUCCGCUCUCAGGGAGACGAGUGGGAGAAAGAGAGAAACAACCUGAGGACCCGUAUUGAGGCUUUGGAAGAAGAAAUUAAGGAGCUUCAAACGCUCAUAAAAGCUAAAGAGGAAGAGAGAGACAUUAUGGAAAAGAAGAGGGAGCAGGAAGCAGUGAAAUCCAUCUCAUCUGUUAUGGCAGAGAAAGAACAGAUAGAAGAAGAAAAUGGACGAUUGGUAGAGGAAAAAGAGAAACUGCAGUCUAAUUUAUUGUCAGUGGAAGAGGAUAGAGAUGACCUGCGCUGCACUCUUUCAUCUGUGGAAGAAGAGAAAAAAAGCCUAGAGCAAGAGAGGGAAAUGAUCGCAAAUGAGAAAGAGAAGCUUCAAUCCAGACUUUCUUUGAUAGAAACGGAGAAACAUGACAUGCAACAAACUCUUUCUUCACUCAAGCAAGAGAAGGAAAUAAUGGAGGAGGAGAAACAGAAGUUAGAGGUUGAAAAACAGGAAUUGCAGUCUUCCCUUUCUUUGAUUGAAGGAGAGAAAGAGAACCUGUUCUCAGCUCUGGCUGCACUGGAAGAAGAGAAGCAAAGAGCAGAAGGAGAGAAAGACAAACUCACAGAAGAACAAGAGAGCCUUCAGUCUACUGUCACCUCUCUGGAGAAAGAGCUGGAGUCACACAAAUUAUCUGUCCUACAGUUCACAGAGCAGGUGUCAGAGCUAACGUCUCGUGCCGCUCGUCUGUCCAAAGAGAGAGACUCUGCUCUGAGCAAGAUGAAUCUUUGGAUGAAAAACUGCAAACAGCUGGAGCAGGAGAAGCAAGUGGUGUUAAACAGCUCCGGAGAUGGAAAGAGCAAUGAAGAGGUGCCGACAGAGGCAAACCAGCUGAAGAUGGAGUCACAGGAGAAAAACAAGGAUGUGGAAGAACUUAAGGCUGCCCUUGAUGAAAAGAAGAAGGAAUUAGAAGAGAGGGAUAAGGAGCUGGAGGAGAUGAAGAGUGAGUUGGACGAAGUGAACAAACUUCUGGAGGAGAAGAGCACAGAGGCCGAUGAAAGCAUGGAUAAAUACUGCAGCCUGAUGGUUGAAGUCCACAAACUGGAAGAGACCAACAAUGCACUGACAGCAAGACUGGAACAGAUUACCGCUAGCCAACAUGCUAAGGAAGCUACCAUCCAUUCCAGCAUUACUGUUGGUACUCACUGCCGGCGCUCAGGAAGAAAGUCUUCCUCCAAACAUCAGGAGGAAAAUACACACGACAACACUGAGAACAUGGCUCCUACAACACCUCAGAGGUCCCCUCAGGGGUCGUCCUCAGGGAAACGGGGUCACCGUGACAUCAGUGAUAAAGACAGUGCUCAGGAAGCCCUGCACAACCUGACAAAGAAGAUCAAAGCAAAUGCAACGAAUACACCCAAACCAAGACCUGAAGAGGGAGAUGAGGAGUUCAGGCCAGAGGGACUUCCUGAGCUGGUGCAGAAAGGCUUUGCUGAUAUUCCUCUGGGGGAGGCGAGUCCAUUCAUCAUGAGGAGAACCACAGUGAGGCGCUGCAGUCCUCGGCUGGCUGCCAAGCAGACUGCUCACACAUCUGCACCUGAUGGCAAGCUUUUGGGGCCCACGCCUCUCCAGAGUCCCUCCACGGAAAGCUCCAACAGAAAGUGUUUCUCCCCAAGCAGAGACCAGAAACCUCUGUGUCAAUCACUAAGCUUAGGGAAGACACCGGAGCAAAAAGAGAAACAAGUUUUAAAACAACAAACACAACAAGGAGACAACUGUCACGUUCAGUAGAUUGAUAUACACACACACACACACUGUCUUGCACUUGUGAUUUAUAUAAAUACAUGUUUCUAGAUAGGUAACACUACACUUUUCUGAGACAACAUAUUAAACUUCAAGAUAAAGACACUUAUUUUAAAUGUUAUGUAAUCUAAGUCACUCACAAUGCACCUUUUCUUCAUUUUCUUUUUUUUGGGAGUAGGGCUGCCUGACACUUAGCAGUUUUGUCUCCUGUUAAAUCACUUUCUCGCAGCACAACACAGCUACACUUCACCUGUGGUUCUCUCCAUUCUCUGCUGGCAGCUGAAAGUUAUGAGAAGUAAAAGAAAUCACUGACCCAAGUAAGAUGAUGAGGCAGGUUCAAGAGAAGUCAGCAAAUAUCCAAGCACGGAUUUUCUGCAUAGCACUAUUUUUCAUUAUGCUUUGUUUUAAGUAGUUUUUAAUGAAAUUGUCUGCGUCUUUGAAAUGCCAGUUGUUUGUUUUUAUUUUUACUAAAUGUUUUAGAAUGAAUGACGCUACCAUUGUUUUGUAAUGUCUCUGAAUGUAUCUUCAUCGUUGUUUCUGUUUAUCUUUACUACUGACUCACUGGUUGUACUUUUGUUUUCUUGUCUUCUUGGUGUGUUUGAGAAAUAUGUUGAACUUUGUACGUGGUAGAUGAUACAGUAAUAACAGCUAUGCUUCAUCCAUCUAUAUGUCCUGUAACAUAUCAGCUAAUCGCUAACGGCAGCUAAGUUUGUGUAGAUUUUCUCCUGUUUCAUAUUUUCUAGAUAUUUUAAGUGUUGAAGUCAAGACAACAAAUCAAACAGUUUUUGUUUUUACUUUUUUUUUCUUUCUUUGCAGCAAAUUCUGAAAUUCAUCAGUUUUUAUUUGGGUGUAAAUCAAUGUAAUUGGUCAAUGUAAAUAGUUAUUGAAGCCACAUAGUUCAAAAUUACCUUUUUUUUUUAAAACUAAACCUUUUUUAUCUUCUGCAUAGA
Toxotes jaculatrix (banded archerfish) is the source of this 9513-nucleotide messenger RNA. RefSeq names its product centromere protein F (gene cenpf). The transcript has 38 exons. Gene Ontology annotation, biological process: metaphase chromosome alignment; mitotic cell cycle; regulation of G2/M transition of mitotic cell cycle. Gene Ontology annotation, molecular function: protein homodimerization activity; transcription factor binding; dynein complex binding. The coding region runs from base 44 to 8551 and encodes 2835 amino acids. The record is from RefSeq and is a predicted model, not a curated record. NCBI's taxonomy places the organism in Eukaryota, Metazoa, Chordata, Actinopteri, Toxotidae. Gene Ontology annotation, cellular component: spindle pole; chromosome, centromeric region; nucleus.